Messenger RNA from Acinonyx jubatus (cheetah), 4508 nucleotides. RefSeq names its product 40S ribosomal protein S14-like. The transcript has a single exon. The record is from RefSeq and is a predicted model, not a curated record. Gene Ontology annotation, molecular function: structural constituent of ribosome; small ribosomal subunit rRNA binding; mRNA 5'-UTR binding. Bases 1473 to 1928 code for a protein of 151 amino acids. Gene Ontology annotation, biological process: ribosomal small subunit assembly; maturation of SSU-rRNA from tricistronic rRNA transcript (SSU-rRNA, 5.8S rRNA, LSU-rRNA); translation. Lineage: Eukaryota; Metazoa; Chordata; Mammalia; Carnivora; Felidae. Gene Ontology annotation, cellular component: ribosome; cytosolic small ribosomal subunit.
UGGUGUGGUUGACUGUGUGCUAGGAGGUCAGCUUCUCAAAAGUGAGGGUUGAAUCUUAUUUCUUUCUGUUUCCAAUACAUGCAGUAGGUACUCAGUACGUUUAUUGAGCUGACAUCCAAGGCCACUCUUAGAGCUCAGAUUUUUAUGAAAUAAAUGUUUUUCCUGCUCAAUCUUUGGGUAGGGGCAGCAACAAUAGGAUCCAGAAUAAUUCAUUAGAUAGGGUGUCAAGAUAUGCCUGCCCCAGGGGGUUAGGGGUCUCAUUUUGCCCUCUGUGUUGAUGGUCACCUCAGUGCCCUGUGGAUCAACCCAGGGGUUGACAGGAAGGAAACUGGGGAGAGCAACAGGGGAAGAGAUGGGCAGGCAAAGAAGAAAGCUGAGUCAUGCCAGUGAUGAUGCUCUUAGCAGCAAUUAACAGACCCUCCAACCAAUAUGUUUAAGAAUCCCUUGAGAUAAAGGUCUGAAGACAAAAGUUCCAGUGCUGGCUCAGUUGCUCAGGGAUGUCAUUAAGGAGGUAGGCCUUUUCAUCUCUUUGCUAUUUUCAGUGCAUCAGCGUGCCCCUACUUAUGGUUGCAAGGUGGCUGAGGCAGCACUAAAGCAAUACUUCCUCAUGUGGCAGUGUCCAAAGCAGGAAGGAAGAGGUGGAUGGGAAGCGGGUGGGGUUCUCCUCAGGAGUCUCUCUCUGUUCGUCAGGAUGGAAGCCUUUCCCAGAAGUCCCUAGGACACUCUCCUCUCAUCUCACUGGCCAGAAUCUGCCAGGGAGCUACAAGGAAAGCUGAGAACAUGAGCAUGGGCAUUUUCAGCUUCUGCAAGUAGGCUGUAGGCAAAGAAGAAAGGGGGUGGAGAACCAACCAACAAAAUGUGCCAGAAGAGUCCUGAAGUAGUAGUGAUGGGAUCAGACAGGUACUAGGGAAAGAUAAAGAGAAGGCAAAAUCAGAGGGAAGAGCUCAUAAGGAAAACCCAAACCUGACAAGAAAUAUUGCUGAGAAUAAGAACAACAUAAUCCUUCAGAGUCACUCAACGUUUGUUGUGAGUCCAGGUCCUUUUCCAGUUAUCUCACGUGAUUCUUAUCCAAGCCUUUUGGCUGGCAUUACCGACCCGUCUUAUGGAUAAGUAAACCAAACUGGGAAGGCCAAGACUGUAGUCCCCAAAGCUUGCCUAGAGACCAGUGCUGAGUUGAUGUAUCAGAUUUACCUAGCCCCUAAUCAGCUAGUCUGGAGGGGUCACACAGUGUCACACAGAGAAUAAAUGGCAGGUCACGUUUGAAACCAGAGCUUCUCUCUCCAGCAAUAAAAACAACUAACAUUUGGCAUUUAUUAACAAAUUUGGGGCACUAUAUUAAGUGUUCUGCAUGUACUACCUUAUUUAAUCCUUAGAUUACCCUAUGAAAGAGGUACACAUUUUAUAAUUUCCGACAUUAUGGUAUUACAAGUAAUUUGCUUUCUGGUGGUGGAGUCUGGAGAAGACAUGCGGAAAUGGCACCUCUCAAGGGGAAGGAAAAGAAGGAAGAACAGGUCAUCAGCCUCAGAUCUCAAGUGGCUGAAGGAGAAAAUGUGUUUGAUGUCCACCACAUCUUUGCAUCCUUCAGUGACACUAUUGUCCGGGUCACUGAUCUUUCUGGCAAGGAAACCAUCUGCUGUGUGACUAGUGAGAUGAAGGUGAAGGCUGACCGAGAUGAGUCCUCUCCCUUUGCUGCCGUGUUGGCUGCCCAGGAUGUAGCCCAAAGGUACAAGGAGCUGGGCACCGCUGCCCUCCACAUCCAACUCCAGGCCACAGGAGCAAAUAGGACCAAGAUCCCUGGCCCUGGAGCCCAGUCAACCCUCAGAGCCAUUGUCCACUCAGGAAUGAAGAUCGGGCAGAUUGAGGAAGCCACCCCCAUCCCCUCUGAUAGUACCUGCAGGAAGGGGGGUUGCUGUGGUCACCGUCUAUGAACAGGAUUUCUCAAAUUAUUGUUUUCUAUUAAUAAACUGCCUUUGUAUAAGCUUUAAGAAAAAGAUAAGUAAUUUGCCAGUAUUGCCCAGUAGUAAAGUGACAGAGUCAGGAUUUGGACUCAGGCCUUCUGACUCCAGAGCUGACACUUUUAAGUUACUGAUACAUUCUGCUGCCUGUCUAGGUUCCAGGUUCCAAAUGCUUAGCCCAUGGCUUUUUCUGCUCUGUGCUCUCUAUAAAUGUCAUUGUGACAAAUCUUAAAUCACAACCAGCUAAGGGAAAAACCCUGGUGGGCAUAAAACCGUCAUCCUGUGAUUGGUGGAGAGAACUCCAGCACCGAAUUCUUGGGAUUAAAGCCUCAUGGAGAAGAUGUUCCCAUCUGUGCAUGAUGGGGUGGGGGCUAACUUGGCUAGGGAGAAGGCAGCUUCAGGUUGAAAGGAGAAAUCAGUGGUUGGUGUGGCCCUUCUCUGCUCCGCUUCCUACAUGAGCCUGUAACUGUGUACAGUGAAUGGCAGAAAGGAAAUAAUCUUUUAUGUCGUGGGGCUUUGUUCCCAUGAUGGUAAUCCUCUAUUUUAAUGCUGAUAAGUACAAUAGUGAGGAUUAUGCUCCUUAAUUUAAUUUGGCCUGCAUAUGGCAAAGCUCUUGCCAGGCUUUUAUUUGACAUUCUUUAGCACAGCUAGCCUGUUGUUAUAUAACAAGAAGCCCCUAUAACGGAGGCAGGAGAUUGAUAAUGCUGGUGCACGUGUUUCUACCCGGCAGCUCGUUACACACCUCCAGAGAAACCGCUUCCUUGUGGGCCACUUCAGGGAGGAUUCGGACUCCGAGUGACGGGAAUCUUCAUGAUUCAGGCAGCUCGAGGAGAGCUGGCACCUCGCAAGAGGGGAAAGCGAGCACAUAUUUCUCCCACUCUGGGGCUUGGAGCCAAUUGGGCUGACCUCAGAAUGGAUGAGCCAGAGAAACAGCUUCCCAGUCAGGGCCAACUGUGGGCCAGAUCUUCAUGUGGGCUGUAAAAGUACAGAUUGCCACAUAUCUUGACACACACACUGCGUGGGGGGUCCCCGCAGAAAUAUGUGGCAGUGCUAAGAAGAUUAAACAAAACAAAACUUUCCUUAUGUAUCAGGAGGACCUUUCCUCUCCCACCCUUCAGUUCCCGUGCUCCUUUUUCCUUCCACUUCUGUUUCUCCCCCUCUGGAGGCCGGUGCCCUCCAGCCAAGUGCCUACUGCCAGGGCCAAGUUAAUGCACUAGGCAUUAGAGGAACUUGGACACCGAAGGAGGGUGGCGGCAGGUAUGGGCGCAGUGGUAGAGGUGGUGGCCUUCUUCUAGGAAGUGCUCGUGAUGUGGGAGAUACGCUGUGUGUUAUCUCCUUUGGGUAGAAAGCAGAUGGGCCUUGGUGACAGUCCUGAGUUUAAAUCAUAGUUCAGCUUCUUAUGAACUACGAGUCUUUGGUCAAAUUCCUUCGUCUUUCUGAAACUCGGUGUCCUGGGCUGCAGAAAGGGCGUGAUUGUGAGGAUUGGAGAUGAUCUCUGCGAGGGAACUAGCAUAGCUCUAGACGCAUGGUAAAUGCUCAUGGGAUGAUAACACGCUGCUGUUGGUUGUGGUGAUGGAAGUGGUAGAAACAGUAGUCUGUGCAAGCUAGCCUGAGGUGAAGAGUCAAGGCUCCUCUGGCUUAGCUGUAGGGCUUUAGACUAAAAUACGCAUUGAGGAUUCCAGCACUUUAGAAACUUUGAACAGCCCUCACUCUCUGCUUUAACGUGAGGGUCAUAUUUUAUUUUCUUGUGUUCCUGGCUUUUAUGCCAGGGAUAAACGUGAGGUUGAGUUUGGGCCCGACUCACCCUUGCCAAUAUGGCCAGGGUUUCACUGGCACAGCCCCAAGUGGUAACUUCCAGAGCUUACUCGAUUGUUAGGGCCUUCUUGGAGUUUCUUGAUUUUUAAAGUACUAAUUGAUCACAUUUAUUUUCAAACCGUUUUUGAAGCCAGAAAUCUUAUCACCAGCUGAAAGGAGCUUCAAGGAAAAAUCUGUUUUGAGUUAUAUUUUUCCUUGUGGAUUUGCUUAUGGCUGUACAUAAAUAUUUAUCUGAACUAUUUCAACAAACCUUAAAUCAUCAGUGGAUCAGUGAUCCUUAUGCAAAAGACCCUUUUAGAAGGAUUGUGGAUGUCAAGAAUGUCCGCAGUCCAAGUUCUUUUUGGAGGACCAGAUUCCAAAGUCUAGUGCCCUCUUUUAAAAUUAUCUGGAGCUGUUUGGUGAUUUUCAGUAUGUCUUUUGUUUUCCUGUUUCUGUAUACCUGUCCAUGCUAUUCCUUCUGAAUAGAAUUUCCUUGACAGUUCUUUCUUUACCUGGAAUAUUUUACUCAUCCUUCACGCUAUCACCCAUGUGGCACCUCGUGCAGGGUUUUGAAACAGACUAGAGCCAGGAGAAGACCAUCCCAGGUAGGAGAAAGAGUGAACCAUGGUCCAGAGGCAUGAUGUGCAGGGGGCACAACAAGAAGGCGAGGUGUCCAGUGGGAUGAAGGCAGAGGGUGUGGUGGGAGGGACGUGAUGUAGGGAGAACUAUAACGAGCAAUAAAGCAGAUAGGAGCCAAGA